UAUAUUUUGUCGAUAAGUCCGCGGUCACACUGAACAAACAAGCCGUGCAAAAAAAUUGUGCGUUUUAUUGAUUAGUUUUUGGCUCGAUAUAGCCAAGUACUUGCUUAAAUUACUAGACCAAAAGAAAAGCAACGUUUUGUUCGAGUUCCUCCAAUAAACCCAUCAGAAAGUCCCACAGCCAUGAAUAUGGAUGCGAACAAUGCCGUGGAGAAUCGGGAAAAGGAACGUGAUCGUCGCGGGCGGGGCGCACGGGGAUCUCGGUUCUCUGAUGCCGAUGGAAAUGGAAAUGCCGGUGGCGGCGGCAAUAUUGGUGGCGGGGGCGGAGGUGGCGGCGGCAACAAUGUCCGAGACAGAAGCCGCGAACGUCGCAAUUGCCGAGUGUACAUCUCCAAUAUUCCCUACGACUAUCGGUGGCAAGACCUGAAGGAUUUGUUCCGACGCAUUGUCGGCUCCAUUGAGUACGUGCAGCUGUUCCACGACGAGAGCGGGAAGGCACGCGGCUGCGGCAUUGUCGAGUUCAAAGACCCCGAAAACGUGCAAAAAGCCAUGGAAAAGAUGAAUCGAUAUGAGGUCAACGGCCGUGAGUUAGUCGUCAAGGAGGAUCACGGCGAGCAGCGCGAUCAGUACGGAAGGAUUGUCCGUGAUGGCGCCGGCGGUGGCGGGAAUGUCGGAGGCGGUGGCGGAGGAGGAGGAGGCAACAACGGCGGUGGCGGUGGUGGUGGAGGAGGCGGCGGCGGUGGUCGUGACCACAUGGAUGACCGGGACCGUGGCGGCUUCUCCAGACGCGACGAUGACAGAUUAUCUGGGCGUAAUAAUUUUAACAUGAUGUCAAAUGAUUAUAAUAAUUCGUCGAAUUACAAUUUGUAUGGGCUUUCUGCUUCGUUUUUGGAGAGUCUGGGCAUAAGUGGACCUUUGCAUAAUAAGGUUUUUGUUGCUAAUCUGGACUACAAGGUGGAUAACAAGAAGCUCAAGCAGGUGUUCAAGCUGGCCGGCAAAGUGCAGACCGUGGAUCUAUCCCUGGACAAGGAGGGUAACAGUCGCGGCUUUGCUGUGAUUGAAUACGAUCAUCCCGUGGAGGCAGUGCAGGCCAUUUCCAUGCUGGAUCGUCAGAUGCUGUUCGACAGGCGUAUGACCGUGCGCCUGGAUCGUAUCCCGGACAAGGGUGAGGGCGUUAAACUGCCCGAGGGACUGGGCGGUGUGGGCAUAGGCCUAGGUCCGAACGGAGAGCCAUUGAAGGACGUCGCUCACAAUCUGCCCAAUGGCGGAAACCAAGGUCAGGGCCAACUGCUGGGAAAUGUUCAGCAAGGCGGACAGCUGGGGUCUGUGGCUACUGGCCAGGGAGGCGGCGGCGUAAGCAAUGCCAGCAAUCUGCUCGGUAGCCUGACUGGAGUGAUGUUCGGGAACAAUUCCUCGUCCAUCCAGCCAUCCCCGGUGGCUCCAGUGCAGAAGCCCAAUCUGGGUAACAACUCGGGCUCUGGUGGACUAAACUUGAACAAUCUGAAUCCCAGCCUUCUGGCCGCUGUGGUCGGCAAUCUGGGAAACCAAGGAGGCAGCCUAUCCAAUCCUCUGCUCACUUCAUCUCUUAACAAUUUGGGGCUCAGCCUGGGCAACUCUGGCGGCAAUGAUGAUCCCAUUUCUUCCGGCAAUGUUGGCCUGUCCAAUAACUACAGUAGCGGUGGCAGUGGAGGAGGCAAUAACUACAGCUCCGGCGGAAACAAUAACUACAGUGGCGGCGGCGUGUCCGGCGGGAACGUUGGAUAUAAUGCCUACAGCAGCUCUGUGGGUGUUGGGGGCGGCAAUGGAGGAGGCGGUCUGGGCAACCAGCAGGACGGCAACGACUACAAUACUGGCAACAAUCUGGACAUUUUUGGCGGCGGUAGCAAUGUGGGAAAUGCCAAUUCUGGCGCUGGCAACGCAGGUGCCGGCUCUCGCAAAUCUGACACGAUUAUCAUCAAGAAUGUGCCCAUGAGCUGCACCUGGCAGACGCUGCGCGACAAGUUCCGUGAGAUUGGGGAUGUCAAGUUCGCCGAGAUACGCGGCAAUGAUGUGGGUGUGGUGCGAUUCUUCAAAGAGCGCGAUGCCGAGCUCGCUAUAGCGCUCAUGGAUGGCUCUCGUCUGGAUGGUCGCAACAUUAAAGUAACAUACUUUUAAGCUAGCCUACAAUGUUUAAAGCGUAUUUACUCUGUACUGGUUAAGCGAAAAGAACACGAAAAUGAACCCCAUCCGCCGGCCGCCGCAUUGUUUGAUGACCAAUGAACGGAUUUUCUUUAUUCCACAAGCAAUACAGCCAUACAGCCACGAAACGAGACGAACGGCAUCCACCACUGGAUCUGAUAGGAAAUCUAAAAUGUAUCUGAGGCACAGACAGAGACAGAAAAGUUCAUCCCAUACAUUUUUUACUCGUAUAACUUUUAUAUAUAUAUAAAUUCAUAUUAUUAUGUACUCUAAUAUUAAAAUAACUGACGUUCCAAAACCACAAAUCCGAAGACGCAAUUUUAAUGUUAAUUCUAAGCAAUUGAAUUACAGCCAAUAAAACAAUGCAAAAUCCCAUUGUUAAGCAUUGCUAACAAUUCACGUUAA
Molecule: messenger RNA, 2580 nt
Organism: Drosophila obscura
Lineage: Eukaryota; Metazoa; Arthropoda; Insecta; Diptera; Drosophilidae
Gene: rump
Product: myelin expression factor 2
Exons: 5
Coding region: 181-2151 (656 amino acids)
Cellular component (GO): nucleus; cytoplasm
Molecular function (GO): mRNA binding
Source: RefSeq, a predicted model, not a curated record